AUGGCUAAGCUGUCAACUGUACCAGAUCAGAUAAAUUUUGCCGACGAGGAGGCGAAAAUUUUGAAAAAAUGGAAAGAUGAAGACACCUUCCAGAAAUCUGUUGCGUAAGUUGAUCAGUUUUUCAGUUUUAAAAGGGAUUUUGAUUUCAGACUUUCAAAAGAUCGCCCUCAUUUCACCUUUUUUGACGGUCCGCCGUUCGCCACUGGUCUUCCUCAUUACGGUCACAUUCUUGCGGGAACUAUCAAGGUUUUUUUAAAUCAUUUUAUUUGUUUGAUCAUUUUUCGACUACUUCAGGACGUGGUUACGAGAUGGGCCCAUCAAAAUGGACAUUGUGUCCAACGAAGGUUCGGAUGGGACACUCAUGGGUUACCUGUCGUAUGUUGAAAUGAACGCAAAAAGUUGUUCAAUUGGAAUUUAGGAACACGAGGUCGAUAAAAGUCUCGGAAUCAAAGGACCGCAAGAUGUCUACGAAAUGGGAAUCGGCACUUACAAUCAGCAUUGCCGCUCCAUUGUCAUGAGAUACUCCGCGGUACUGAAGUUUAUUGAGACUUGAGAGUAAUGAAACCUAGAACCAUAUUUUUACUUUUUUUAAAUUGUUAUCUGAUGCUCAAUAAGGUAUAAGUCUGUAAACUCGACAAUUUCACGAAUAUGCUAAACUUUUGAACGGUGGCUUAACUUGAGAUUUUUCUUCCUAAUUAGAGUAAAAAAAUAUUUCCAUGGUAUAUAAGAUUUUCAUAGAUUUUUUGCAAAAUGGUCCGUCUUUUAUUUCCAGAGAAUCAUAAUAAUUUAAAAUUGCGCCUCAUUUAUCAUCUCAAUCUGGUCUAAAAGCUGUUCCGGAUUUUUAAAUUUAUUGAAAAAAAGGGAUAUUAGAGGGGAGAUUUUUUUCAAAGGUUUUUUUAUAGAAAAAAAUAUCCAAAAAUUUCAAACAAACGGUCUAAAGUGACUGGUAAAAAGUUUUGAAAACUUCCAAAGAGUUUUUUUAUUGAGACUAUAUAAAUAGAGUUUUUUUGAUUGGAAAAAGAAACAGUGAAAAAAAGGAAAAAAAUGCGGUAAUUUCUUUCAGGAGAAUCUCUAAUAUUUCCGUUUUUUUCAUUUUUCUGGAGCUUUAAAAGAUUUUUCGAUAGAGUUGUUUCAAUUUCUCUUAUCCUGAAAAUUCCUAGGAAUGGGAAGAAAGUGUGAAUCGGAUGGGUCGAUGGAUCGACUUCCGAAACGACUACAAGACAUUGUACCCGACUUUCAUGGAAAGCGUCUGGUGGGCUUUUUCUGAGCUCGUCAAGAAAGGUCUCGUCUACCGGGGCGUCAAGGUUGGCUCCAAAUUCAUAUGUUUUUCAUAGUCAAUGCUGAAUUUUGUAUAGGUUAUGCCGUUUUCCACUGCUUGUUCCACGCCGCUGUCGAAUUUCGAAGCCGGACAGAACUACAAAGAUGUCGUUGAUCCUUCAGGUCCUCCCCUUCGAAAAAUAUUCAUAAUAAAUUGAAAUUUCAGCAUUUGUCGGAUUCAAACAAGAAGGCCAUGAGAACCGGUAUUUGGUGGCCUGGACGACGACUCCGUGGACUUUGCCCAGCAAUCUUGCCCUCUGUGUUCAUCCCGAACUGCAAUACCUUGUCGCCAAAGGUUCUUGAAAAUUUCUAACUGAUUUACUUUGUUUUUGUAGACAAAACGACGGGCAAGGAAUACGUUGUAAUGGAGGACCGUCUUUUUGAACUGAAAAAUGAGAAUUUGGAAGUUGUCGAAAAGGUUUGUUUCGCCUCCAGAGUAGUUUUAAUCGUUCAAUUUUUUGUGAAACAAUUUUCUUUUUUGAAAGCUUUGAAGCUCUAAAAAUAUUUUAAGAAGUUUCUAUCAACUUGUGGAAAUCAGUCAAAACUAAGCUAAUGCUUCAAGAAAAAAGCUGGGAAUCUUAAUGUUCACUACUAACUGAAGUUUCUAAAACGAAGAUUCGGUACGACCAGGCACAUUUUGAAAACAGUAAAUUUGAGAAUUGACCAAUAAACAAUUAUCGUCACGAUCUAAUAUUGUUUUAAACUGAGUUAGUUAUCACCGAAAAACCCAGAAUUUUAGAGUUAAGAGAGCAAAUUUUUACAAAUUUUUACAUUUGAAAGGGACUCAAGGUAUUUUUCAUAGCAACUAGAGAGUUUUUUGUCUGGUUCGGAUGUUUAGAAAGGCUUUUAAGGGUUCAUUUUUAGUGUUUUAAAAAUUUCUAGGACAGUCUGGCGCUCUUUACGCGAACUCAUCAAGAUAAAAGUGUCUAAUAUAUUUUAAGAUGACCGGCAAGCAACUGGAAGGCGUGAAGUAUGAGCCGCUGUUCCCCUACUUCAAGCAUUUGCGAGAACAAACCGGCGCCUUCCGAGUACUCAACAACACUUUUGUGACUACUGAUACCGGUACUGGGAUCGUCCAUCAGGCUCCUUAUUUCGGAGAGGUUCAUUUUCAGAGGGUAUAAGAAAUAUAGUUGGGUUUUCAGAUCGAUUACCAAGUUUGCAAGGAGAACGAGAUCAUCACCAAAGACAUGGUCGUUUGUCCGGUUGAUGAGAAGGGACUGUGAGUUUCAGAAUCGUCUUUUUCUUGUGAAAUAAGCUUAGAAGGGACUUUUCCGCGCUCGAAUUUUUAAGAAUGAGCAAAUAGAUAUUUUUAAGGAAUUAUUUUGUCGAAAGAAUGAGCUUUUCAGAUGUUUUUUUUUUCAGAAGAUUACUUUUUUUCUAUCCCUUAUAAUCCAUGUUAGAACUUCGAAGCUCUUCUGUCGAAAUAAAAACUUUUUUUUUUGGUUUUCCUUCUUUCCUAAAUCUGAUAAAUUUGACUAUGAUAAAGUUUCUUAAGUCACGAAUAAAAAAAUAAAACUAUUCUCAGGUACACAAAAGAAGUGCCUGACUACGCUGGCUUGUACGUCAAGGAUGCCGACAAGCUCAUUUUGAAGCAUCUCAAGGAGACUGGUCAUUUGGUCCGGCAAUCCGAUGUGGGUUUAGUCAAAAGUUAAUCAGAGAUUUCUAACACUACUGUAUCUAAAAAUAGAACCUCUGAGGCUCUUUUCAGAUAGCUACUGGCAGGCCUAAAUAAUUUUCUUGGUUUUUAUUUCAUUUUCAAUGUUUUAUUGGAAUAUUCCAGUGCAAACACUCGUACCCGUUCUGCUGGCGGUCGGACACUCCGCUCCUCUACAAGGCCGUUCCGUCGUGGUUCAUCCGUGUGGAAAGCAUCGUUCCUCUUCUUCUGGCCAACAACGAGCAAACUUAUUGGUUUGUUGAUUAUUCCUAGAAGUUGUAUAGUUUUUUUCAUCUAAGGUCUAUCAAUCGAUAGUUAUUUUGCUUUUUAGUAAUAGAUGUAUUCGACCAGAAGGCGUAACUUUUCAAACGAUUUCUAACAGCCGCCUUUGACAAACUCAAAGUUCAAGAGUAUCAUCGAAAGAGUGGAAACCAUGACCUUACGAUGAAAAAAUUUAAAAAAGUAAAUGUUAAAAUUUCUUCAAACGCCUUUUUAAUAUUUUUUCAAUGUAGAUCUUCAGAGUGUCUAGUUCAAUAGGUUCAUUGACAUCGAAAAAAAGUUACAAUAAGCUAAUUUUCAGGGUACCAGCUUUCGUGAAAGAAAAGCGUUUUGCGAACUGGCUGCGCGACGCGAGAGACUGGGCAGUUUCGAGGAAUCGCUUCUGGGGAACUCCCAUUAACUUGUGGGUCAGCGACGACUUGGAGGAGGUCGUGGCGCCAAGCAGCAUCGCCGAGUUGGAGGAGCUCACCGGCCACAAGAUCACGGAUAUCCAUCGGGAGAGGUGAAUUGAGAUAGCUGAAAAAAGUGUGGAUAAUUGAAAUUUUGGAAGAAACUAUUCUUUAUUUUCAUUACGUAUCUGACUGAUUAGAACUAGGUUAUAUUUUGAAGCCAGAGCAAAUUUUAAAGAUUUUCUCUCACUUUCUUCUGAUUUUCUUUAAAUUGUUUUUAUCUUCUUUUUCAUUGUUAACAUUCGAUUCGUGUUCACAUGAAAAAUGUGAGGAAACUCCAUUAAGUUUGGUUUUUCAUCAUUUUUCAAAAUUUUCUUUGGUCAGUUUUAAUUGUGCCUAAGCUUCAAACGUGAAAUUUUUUGCAAAAACCGCUUCCUCAAUACUUUUUCCUUAUUUUCAAUAGGAUCUUCGCCUCUAACUGUCCUAUUUUCCAGCAUUGACCACCUCACGAUCCCGUCCAAAACUGGACGUGGCGUUUUGCGUCGUGUUCCUGAGGUUUAACUGUUUCGUUGAUUCCUUUUAAAUGUGUCUCUUUUCAGGUAUUCGAUUGCUGGUUUGAGUCGGGCUCGAUGCCAUACGCCCAGAAUCACUAUCCGUUCGAGAACCGCAAGGUUUUCAGAAUUUUACUUUCUUUCAUUAACCUUUUUGUUGAGAUCUUCGAAGAGAACUUCCCGGCCGACUUCAUCGCCGAAGGAAUCGACCAAACCCGCGGAUGGUUCUACACGCUUCUCGUUCUGUCCACGGCGCUCUUCAACAAACCGCCAUGGAAGGUAAUUUUGUAGUUUUCCUGAAAUAGGAAGAUUAAUGAGGGUUAAGGGGGGUUUCAAAAGAAAAAAACAGCAAAGUGAAUUGAAAAAAAAAAUUUGGAGUUCAUUUCGAAAUUGUUUGAAGCGGGAAAGAAGUUUGGUUUUUGUCUACAUUUCUGCUUGCUAAAAAUUUUUCUAGAAGUAAGCGCAAACGUUAAAAGUCUAUGUGCACAGGAAAUAUCAAGUUUCGUACAGAUUAAAAAAAGUUAUGUUUACAGAAUUAACGUAAUUUUUUUUUUGAAUUUUGAAACUUCUUCAGAACCUGAUUUGCAACGGUCUUGUGUUGGCGCCGGAUGGUUCGAAGAUGUCGAAAAGGAAGAAGAAUUACCCGGAUCCGAUGGAAAUCGUGCACAAAUAUGGCGCCGACGCUCUCCGGCUCUACCUCAUCAAUUCGCCGGUUGUUCGAGGAGAAAAUUUGCGAUUCCGGUGGGUUUUUCUGGUUUUUAUGAAUGAGGUUAAUGAUUAUCAAAUUAGAGCUAGGUCAUUUUUAAAUUUCAAUUUUAGGCAAUUUCUAAUCAUUCUACUACAACCAAUAGUUUUAAAGGCUGAAUAAAAGAAAAAAAAAACUCUUAUUGCUCGCUUUUUUAUAAUUCCACGUGCAAAGCUACGUUGAGAGAUUGAUGAAACGCUGAAAAAUUAUUUCGAAAAAAUUCAAAUCUUUUCUGAUCUUGAAGUUUUGCCAAUACUUCCCAUCCCAGUUAGAGGCCGAAGCUCUGUGAUACAAAUUUCUCGUUUUCCAACUGCAAUAUUUAAUUAUGGAAAAAUAUGACUAAAUUCUCAGAGAAGAAGGCGUCCGAGAUCUUCUGAAAGACGUCUUCCUCCCGUGGUUCAACGCCUAUCGUUUCUUCGUCCAGAAUGUUCAACUUUAUGAACAUGUACCUAUUUUCAUUUCACGUUUCAUGCAAAUUUUUCCUUUUCAGGACACUCAACAGCAGUUUGUCAUGCCUCAAGAGGUGAAGAGCGAGAAUGUGAUGGACCGUUGGAUCGAGUCGUUCACCAACUCUUUGGUUGGAUUCGUGCGCAAGGAAAUGAAUGCGUCGGUUUUUAUCCUAUGAAAAAAGAAUUUCAUUCAUCUCUCAACGAUUUUUCAGAAAAUAUUUUUAAAAGUUAGCUUUGUGAAAACAGCAGUAAAUUAUUAAACAUCUGACAAUUUUUAACUCCCAUGUUUCGUUGUUUUUUCCAUGCAAUAACUUUUUCAGGUACCGUCUGUACGCUGUCGUCUCACCAUUGACGCGCUAUUUCGACACUCUCACCAACAUCUACAUUCGUCUGAACAGAAAAAGAAUAAAGGUAGAAUUUGAAAACAAGGAACCCCGCCUUAGAUUCAACUCGUUCUUUUGUCAAAUUUUUAUUUAUUUCAUGAGAAAAAAAAAAUCUCAAAAUGAUGUACAAGUUUUAAAGGAAUUACUGCAGUUUUCUAAGCUUCAAACUUUCUAGUUUCAAAAGCUUAAAAAUAGGCCAUAGGUCCUGCUUGAACGAAUUUAGAAUUGAAAAUUUGGUAAAAAAAAAAACUCAUGGAAUUGAGAAAAACCCGGAAUCUCAUGCUUAAAAGUUAAAUUUUGUAUUUUUUUUUUUCGCGUUCAAUUUUUUUUGUUACUUGGUAAGAAGGAUGAGAGUAGCGCAAGGCUUGUUGUCGGAAAAAUUGAGCUUCUAAUUAGAAAAAAACGGAAAUGUCAGGUUAAAAAAAGGGGUUCACUAUAAUAUAUUAUAUGGAUCAAUAUACCUUGAUUAGAGUUUGAGCACAAACUCGAAAUUUAUGUUUAUUUGGAAACAGAAAAGAAAACGAUAUUGUAUUCAUCAUUUUUGUAGAGGCUGCAGUUUUUUAAGCCAUGGAAUUCAUUUAUUCUUUCAAGUUUAACCAUUUUUAGGGAGACUCUGGCGUCGAAGAUCAGCUGCACGCUUUGGCUGCCCUAGGACGUGUUCUGGUCCUGAUCGUCCGGCUUAUGGCCCCCUUCACGCCGUUCUUCUCCGAGUACAUCUGGCAGAACUUGCGGAAGGCUUGAAAGUCAUAGGAAAAAAAAAUAAAGUAUGAUUCUCCAGGUGACGGGCGCCAAAGAGGAAUCUGUGCAUUUCGCCAUGAUUCCGGAGGCCAACGAGAGUUUGAUCGACGAAAACGUGGAGAGACGCGUCGAAGCCAUGAGAAACGUCAUUGAUCUCGUUCGUUUGGUUCGAGAUCGCGAAGGAAUCGCUGUCAAGGUAAUUUUGAACUUCAGCUGAAGAUUUCGAAGUGACAGAUUUAUUUCAGAUAUGCGUUUUUUUAAAAUAUAAUUUUUUGUAUAACAAGGGGACAAAAUCUGUUAGAAAUCAUUAGAACGUUCGUAGCUAAGCGAAAUGCUUUAAAACAAAAAUCAAAUGUCGACGUGUUACAAAAACAAAUACGAAAGUUGCCUUUUCAGUAUCCGCUGAAGGAAAUGAUCGUAAUCAACCGCAACAGCCAGUACUUGGAGGACAUUGAAAGCUUGAAACACUACGUCCUUCUCGAACUGAACGUCCGCAAGUUGACCGUCUCUCAAGACAAGAACAAGUACGGCAUCACGCUCAAGGUUCGUCUCACUUCUUUUUUUUUUUCCUCUCAUAUCUUCAGGCCGAUCCCAACUUCAAAUUGCUCGGCGCGCGGCUGAAGGGCGAGCAGAAGAAGGUGGCUGACUACUUGAAGAACAAGAUCACCGAGGCCGAGUUGGAGCAGUUUUUGGCGGAAGGUACUGUUUUGAUUGAGUGAAGAUCGUCAAAUAAUUCGGAAAAAAACCAAAAGAAAAUAAUUCUAAAAAUAUUUCUUUGGAUUUAAAAAAAAGGAAAAUUGAAGUUUUUUUGUGCUCAUAAAAAUAGUUAGGGGUUUUUUUUUCAAAUUUAUGAAGUUAUCACUGAAAAUUUUUCCACUUUCCUCUCAUUAACAAAAAUCUUACUAUACAAAAUUUGAUUUUCCUUCCAAAAUUGGCUCGCGAAAAUAUACCGAUUAGGACGAAUAUUUUGCAUUCAUAAGUUAGAAUAAAAACAUGUUCUCACCGAAAAAAUAUACUGUUUAGAGUUUUUUUUUAUCCAUUACUGAACCGCUCUCGUUAAAGACUGUAAUAAGAAAUACUUAUGACGGAUGGUAGGAGAUUUUUCGAUCAUAUACCACAUUUUAGUAAACUUUAACCCGUUCACGCUUAGUAAACCUUCAUAGUUUCUCAGAACCUUUUUCCCCGUUAGUAAUGUUAAUUUUGAAGGAAAGCUGACGGUUCUGGGACACGAACUGACGUCGGAGGAAGUCGCGGUGAGCUACGCCAACAAUACGAGUGCUCCUGGAGAACACGGCUACCAAACGCAUUCCGAUGCCAAGGUCCUCCUACUGAAAUGAAAAGGAAGAAACUGAAAGGUUUCAGACGAUCGUGAUGGUGGACACUUCUGAGGACGAGUCUCUGGUGGAGGAAGGCCUGUGCCGCGAAGUCACUAACAGGGUGCAGCGACUUCGGAAACAGGCCAAACUAAUCUCUACCGACUCGGCCUCCGUCCACAUCGUCGUCCAACCGGCGGACUCCCUGGUUGGGCAGGUUCUGACGGCUAGGAAGGCCGAGAUCGAGGCCGCCACCGGCACUCCAAUCACCAUCGGAGCUCCGACCAAAACGGCCACUGCUACUAGCAAAAGCGCUAUCAAGGACGCCGAAGUUGAGGUUAGAAAUUCUUUUUGACUUUGUCUUCGAAGGAAUUAGUAAGAGUAGCAUUGGAAAGGUGACAUUUAAACUAGAUAUUUAGAGAAAACCUGAGAUCUUCAAUACAUGAAAGUUUUUCUCGCUCUGAGAAAUCUGAAGGCUGCCACCGGCACCCAUCACCAGCAUUCAAAAAAUCUCAAAAAGACCAUAAAAGCUAUUUUAUUUCAUAACUCUAUUGCGAAAAAGAUUUAUUUCACAAAAUGACUGCCUAAAUAAAGUUCGAAGGUCCAAAGUAAGCUGAAAGGGCAGCAAAAAAAGGUCAAAAAAAAAGACGAAAAAUAGCUGCCAAUUCAUUUCAUUUUUUUAUAGCUCUGGCUGUUCUCCGACACGGAUUCAUCAUUUGAAGGUGUCACCGUUUUCAAUGGGUCCAAGAAGGUUUGAGAUUUUUAUGGAAAUCCUCAUCUCAAUCCGUUAUUUACCUCAGAUCCGCAUCCCAUUGAAGACUUCAAAUGGCACUUUGGAAAAGUAUCACGACCUUCUUUACAAUGUUCGUUCUUUACAUGAUAUUUUCCGUUUCUUUAUUAGUAUUGUUCCUUUUUUCAAUAUUUUCCUUUUCCAGGUUCGAUCGGCCUUCGAUUUGUGGAACGGAAAGAUUUCCCUGAAAGACGAAUCCGACGCUUUGGUCCAUCCGACCGUCGAAAUCUCCUCUCUCGCCGGACGAAAACUUACCGUUUCCUGA
Caenorhabditis auriculariae is the source of this 8873-nucleotide messenger RNA. Lineage: Eukaryota; Metazoa; Nematoda; Chromadorea; Rhabditida; Rhabditidae. The record is from the annotation of a GenBank genome assembly.